Molecule: messenger RNA, 2270 nt
Organism: Drosophila yakuba
Lineage: Eukaryota; Metazoa; Arthropoda; Insecta; Diptera; Drosophilidae
Product: mucin-5AC
Exons: 2
Coding region: 15-2135 (706 amino acids)
Source: RefSeq, a predicted model, not a curated record
GUUUUCGCAUCACCAUGAACUACACUUGUCUACGCAUCACCAUGACGCCGAUUUGUUAUGCAAGUGCAAUGAUAGUCUUCAUAUUAAGAAUACAUUUUUGUACGGCGGAGGCUGAUCACGUAAUAAAACCACAGAUAGUUGGUGCCAGUAGCCAACUAUCAGAGAAAGAAAUAUUCCGUUCAGAAUUGCCUAUUCCCAUUAAACUGAACUAUGACAAUCAACAAAUUUAUAAUAAUAAUAGGCUUCCGAUUGUAAAAUCAGAAACUGAGAACAUGCUCAAGAAUACAUUUUACCAAGAUUAUGAUGAGCCUCCUUCUGACUUCGCUCUGAAAAGGUUUUGGGGAAAGUGGAGAAGAAGGAGAACGUCUACAAGGCCCCCAACAAGCGUAUCUUCGGAUCCAGCAUCAACAGUACCUCCGACCACUUCCACCGCCAUACCGACAUCAACUGAAACGCCAACAACAUCUACUGCAUUACCGACAUCAACUGAGAUGGUAACCACAUCCACAGCGAUUCCAACGGCGAUUCCCUCAACUCAAUCUCCAGCAACGUCCACUGCCAUACCAACAUCAACUGAGACGCCAACAACAUCCACCGCCAUACCGACAUCAACUGAGACGCCAACAACAUCCACCGCGAUCCCGUCAUCUACAACAACCACGACACAAUCUCCAACAACAUCAACAGCGAUUCCAACGUCUACAACAUCCACAACACAGUCUCCCACAACUUCCACAGCAAUUCCAACGUCGACGACAACCACAACACAGACUCCAACAACUUCAACAGCAAUUCCAACGUCUACAGGAAGCACUACACAGUCUUCAACAACAUCCACAGCGGUUCCAACGUCUAUAACAACCACAACUGAGUCAUCGACAACAUCAACGGCGAUUCCAACCUCUACAACAUCCACAACACAAGCUCCCACAACUUCUACAGCAAUUCCGACGUCCACGACAACCACAACACAGACUCCAACAACUUCAACAGCAAUUCCAACGUCUACAGGAAGCACAACACAGUCUUCAACAACAUCCACAGCGGUUCCAACUUCUAUAACAACCACAACUGAGUCAUCGACAACAUCAACUGCGAUUCCAACGUCUACAACAUCCACAACACAGUCUCCCACAACUUCCACAGCAAUUCCGACGUCCACGACAACCACAACACAGACUCCAACAACUUCAACAGCAAUUCCAACAUCUACAGGAAGCACAACACAGUCUUCAACAACAUCCACAGCGGUUCCAACUUCUAUAACAACCACAACUGAGUCAUCGACAACAUCAACUGCGAUUCCAACGUCUACAACAUCCACAACACAGUCUCCCACAACUUCCACAGCAAUUCCAGCAUCGACGACAAGCACAACACAGACUCCAACAACUUCAACAGCAAUUCCAACGUCUACAGGAAGCACAACACAGUCUUCAACAACAUCAACAGCAAUUCCAACGUCUAUAACAACCACAACUGAGUCAUCGACAACAUCAACUGCGAUUCCAACGUCUACAACAUCCACAACACAGUCUCCCACAACUUCCACAGCAAUUCCAACGUCGACGACUACCACAACACAGUCUCCAACAACUUCAACAGCAAUUCCAACAUCUACAGGAAGCACAACACAGUCUUCAACGACAUCAACAGCAAUUCCAACGUCUAUAACAACCACAACUGAGUCAACGACAACAUCAACAGCAAUUCCAACAUCUACAGGAAGCACAACACAGUCUUCAACGACAUCAACAGCAAUUCCAACGUCUAUAACAACCACAACUGAGUCAACGACAACAUCAACAGCGAUUCCAACAUCUACAACAUCCACAACACAGUCUUCCACAACUUCUACAACAAUUUCAACGUCGACGACAACUACUACACAGUUUCCAACAACUUCAACAGCAAUACCAACGUCUACAGGAAGCACAACACAGUCUUCAACAACAUCCACGGCAAUUCCAACGUCUAUAACAACCACAACUGAGUCAUCGACAACAUCAACAGCGAUUCCAACCUCUACAACAUCCACAACACAGUCUCCCACAACUUCUACAGCAAUUCCAACGUCGACGUCUUCCACAACACAGUCUCCAACAACUUCAACAGCAGUUGUUCCUAUAGAAUAGACAUCAAUUUGAUUUUCGCGCAUUAUAUUAUAUUAUAUUACUGCUUAUUUUACAAUUUGGGUUUCUACCCUAAAAAUAUAUAAAAUCCACUUUGUUAUAAGUCCAAACCUUUACUCCAAACGUUGCGCAAACAUA